This is a messenger RNA of Geodia barretti, 1209 nucleotides long. Lineage: Eukaryota; Metazoa; Porifera; Demospongiae; Tetractinellida; Geodiidae. The record is from the annotation of a GenBank genome assembly.
AUGACUCAGAACUACGACACAAUCCAGAUAGAUGUCAGAAACCUCUGGAAGGUUUUUGGGAACAAUCCGAGGCUUGUUUUCCAGGAUAAGUACGCGUCGGCGAGCCGUGCGGAAAUCCAGGAGGAGUUGGGUCAGGUGGUGGCGCUGCGAGAUGUGUCAUUCAAAGUGCAGAAGGGGCAGACCUUCGUGAUUAUGGGGCUGUCGGGCAGCGGCAAGUCAACUCUGGUGCGCUGCCUUAUUCGCCUAAUCGAAUCCACGCAGGGGGAAGUGCUGUUCGAUGGGGAGAAUGUACUGACAUUCUCUUCGGAUAAGCUCAUAGAGUUCCGGCGACAGAAGAUAGCGAUGGUGUUUCAGCAUUAUGGGCUUCUGCCGCACCGCCGCGUUCUGGACAAUGUGGCUUAUGGGCUGGAGAUACGGGGCGUGGACAAAGAUGAGCGGCAUCAGCAGGCACUUGAAGCCAUUGAGACGGUCGGAUUGAAGGGCUGGGAGUACUACCUGCCGAGCGAGAUGAGCGGCGGCAUGCAGCAGCGAAUCGGGCUGGCGCGGGCACUGGCGGCGAACUCUGAGGUGCUGCUGAUGGAUGAGCCGUUCAGCGGGCUUGAUCCCCUGAUACGGCGGGAGAUGCAGGACGAGCUGAUUUCCCUACAAGCAUCUAUUCAGAAGACAAUUGUAUUCAUCACGCACGACCUGAACGAGGCGCUGAAGAUAGGAGACCGCAUUGCGAUAAUGCGGGACGGGGAGAUCGUGCAGGAAGGGUCACCUGAGGAGAUAGUAACGCUGCCUGCGGAUGAUUAUGUUACUUCGUUCGUGCAGGAUGUGUCGCGGUCGAAGGUCAUACAGGCGAGAGCUAUCAUGCAGGAGCCCGACGCAGUGGUGAACGACUGGCAGGGGCCGCGCGCUGCGCUACAUGCGAUGCGCAGCGGCGAUACCGAUGUGCUGUUCGUGCUGGGACGCGACAAUGUGCUGAAAGGCGUAUUGACUGAAGAUCAAGCGGGAAAGCUGGCACGGCAGAAGGUCGAAUCGCUGCGGGGGCUGGAACUGGACCAAGUGAUGACAGCAGACCCGGAUUCCUAUAUCGAAGACCUGAUUCCAAUGGCGGCGCAGACUGAGCAUCCAAUAGCGGUAGUGAACGAGGAGGGGCGAUUGCUGGGAGAGGUCCAUAGAGGGGCGCUUCUGACGGGGAUGUCGGACGAAGCGACGGAGGCGUAG